Metarhizium album ARSEF 1941 is the source of this 1158-nucleotide messenger RNA. RefSeq lists its product as uncharacterized. The record is from RefSeq and is a predicted model, not a curated record. The coding region runs from base 1 to 1158 and encodes 385 amino acids. The transcript has a single exon. Lineage: Eukaryota; Fungi; Ascomycota; Sordariomycetes; Hypocreales; Clavicipitaceae.
AUGUCUCUGCCGAGCGCCACUUCCUCAUCGCUGACGCUCGCCGAAGCCACCCAAGACGAGAAAGUCUACAUCUGGACUCGCCACCAACACGUCUGGGCCCCAAGGCUCACGCCGCAGGCCUAUGUCGACAGAGAAGAGUACUUGCUCACCUCGCAGCUCGCCCGAGACGGCGGCCACACCUCCUGGAUCCUCACAGAUCCCACCAGCACCGACGCCCACGGCGCCCCAGGAGGCCGUCCCAUCCUCUCCUCCGUAGAGACCUACCGCAAGAGAGCCAUCGUCCGCGACCCAGACGGCACCGUCCGCGACGUCACCGCCCACGGCCUCGCCAGCGUCUUCACCUUCGACGAGUUCCGGCGCCGCGGCUACGCCGGCCGAAUGCUGGCCCUGGUCGGCGAGUCCCUCGCCAAACAGCAAGCCCGGGAGCCCGGCAGCGCCGAGUUCUCCGUCAUGUUCUCCGACAUUGGCAAGGACUUCUACGCCAACCACCAGUGGAUGCCGUUCCCAAGCACUCACAUGAGCUUUCCCGCCAAGCCGCCGCCCGCCACGCGCCCCGACGACCAGCUCACGCCCGUCACCGGCGACAACUUGCCCGCCGUCGCCCAGCUGGACGAGCAGACUCUGCGCCGCAAGCUGGCCGGGCCCCCCGGCAAGGGGUUCAAAGUGCGGGCAGCCAUCGUGCCGGACUUCGCCACGUACGACUGGCAGCUGGCCAGGGAGAGACUCAUCUGCAACUACAUGCUGGGCAGGGCGCCCGCCGUCCACGGGGCCAUCUACACGCCCGCGGACGCCUCGGGCUCGCGCGUCUGGAUGCUCUGGUCCAACGUUUGCCACGGGGGCCAGGAGAAGCCCGAGGACAAUGUUUUGAAUAUCCUUCACUACGCCGUCGAGAAUGACGCCAUUUCGGACGAGGACAUGUCGAGGGCACUGGAGGCCAUUAUGGGUCUUGCGCGCAGCAACGCCCGGGACUGGCUUUGUGCCAAGAUAGACAUGUGGAAUCCUGACGAGCGGACGCAAAGACUGCUGCGGAAUAUUCCUCAUCUCGAGGGCGAGCUUGUUACUCGCGAGGAAACAAACAUUCCGGCCCUCAGGUGGUUUGGUCACGGUCCCGUGUCUGACGUCGAGUGGGUUGAUAAUGAAAAGUUUGAGUGGUGUUGA